AUGGAGAAGGAGGAGAAGCAGGAGCUGGAGGGUGCCGCGGCGGCGGCGAGGCGGCGGCUGGUGAUCGGGGUGGGGUUCUGGGUGCAGGGCUUCCGCCUCUUCCCGUGGCUGGGCGUCAAUUUCUUCCUCAAGGACGGCAUGGGCGUCGCCGCCUCCUCGCUGCAGAUCCUCCAGGCCUCCGCCAACCUGCCCAUGGUCGCCAAGCCGCUCCUUGGCCUCCUCUCCGAUGCCGUCCCCAUACGCGGCCAUCGCCGCCUGCCCUACGUCGCCAUCGGCGCUCUCUUGCAGGCAAUUUCAUGGCUGGCAAUUGCACUUUGGCAAGAUAUCUCUCUUCAGGUUCUUACCAUUUUUCUCCUCUUGAGCAACUUUGGUGCUUCCAUAUGUGAGGUUGCCAAUGAUGCCAUUGUGGCGGAGGCUGGGAAGAUAGUGACAUCUUCCUCGGGAUCGGGUCAGCUUCAAUCGUUUGCUUGGAUGUUCGGCUCCUCUGCUGGUGCUUUAGGAAACCUCCUUGGAGGCAUUGCUCUCAGCUAUUUUUCUCCCAAAAUCAUGUUUCUGUUUUUCGCAAUCCUUCUCCUGCUCCAGUUCUUCACAACCGUGGCUAUACCUGAGAGCUCUCUCAAACUCCCAAAGGCAGCUACUGCUACCAAUCUAUCAGCACUCACCAGCAUCCGUAAGCAAGUCAAAGAGCUGUCAUGUGCCCUAUCUAUGCCUGAAAUGUUUUGGUCAAUCAUAUGGUUUACAGUGUCUUACGCCGUCAUACCUUUUCUACUUGGGACCAUGUUCUUCUAUCAGACUGAAGUGUUAAGACUAGACUCAUCAGUUAUCGGCUUAUCAAAGGUGUUUGGGCAAGUAGCUCUCUUGGCUUGGAGCAUGUCAUACAACAAGUACUUCAAAACAAUGUCCGCCCGGAAGGUCCUAUCAGUUCUGCAGUUUGUCACAGCAGUCAUAAUGUUGUCAGAUGUGUUAUUCGUUCAGGGAAUAUACAGAAAGGUUGGAAUACCAGACUCCAUAUAUACAAUUGUCUUCUCCGGGUUGCUCGAGGGUCUUAUGUUUUUCAAGGUGCUGCCCUUCAGUGUUCAUAUUGCAAAACUUUGCCCUGCUGGUUGUGAGGGAUCCGUAAUGGCCUUUGUCAUGUCCGCACUUGCUCUUGCCACUAUCGUCAGUGGCUAUCUUGGAGUUGCUCUUGCUGCCUUAAUGGGAGUAUCUGGAGAUGAUUUCUCAGCACUGCCAGCUUGCCUGUUGAUUGAGGCUGCGUGCACAAUGCUGCCACUAUGUUGCUCGUCUUUGAUCAAAGAGAGAAGAGAAAAGGAGAAGAAAGAAGAGUAG
This is a messenger RNA of Miscanthus lutarioriparius, 1326 nucleotides long. Lineage: Eukaryota; Viridiplantae; Streptophyta; Magnoliopsida; Poales; Poaceae. The record is from the annotation of a GenBank genome assembly.